This is a messenger RNA of Elephantulus edwardii (Cape elephant shrew), 1236 nucleotides long. RefSeq names its product clusterin associated protein 1 (gene IFT38). Gene Ontology annotation, cellular component: centrosome; cilium; intraciliary transport particle B. Lineage: Eukaryota; Metazoa; Chordata; Mammalia; Macroscelidea; Macroscelididae. The record is from RefSeq and is a predicted model, not a curated record. Gene Ontology annotation, biological process: cilium assembly. Bases 1 to 1236 code for a protein of 411 amino acids. The transcript has 12 exons.
AUGUCUUUUCGCGACCUCCGCAAUUUCACAGAGAUGAUGAGAGCCUUGGGGUACCCUCGGCACAUUUCUAUGGAGAAUUUCCGCACGCCCAAUUUUGGACUUGUAUCGGAAGUGCUUCUCUGGCUGGUGAAAAGAUAUGAGCCACAGACAGAUAUACCUUCUGAUGUCGAGACCGAACAAGACCGUGUUUUCUUCAUCAAGGCGAUUGCCCAGUUCAUGGCCACCAAAGCACAUAUAAAGCUCAACACUAAGAAGCUUUACCAAGCAGAUGGAUAUGCGGUUAAAGAGCUGCUGAAGGUCACAUCUGUCCUGUACAAUGCCAUGAAGGCCAAAGGAAUGGAGGGCGCAGCAGUGGGAGAGGAGGACAUCAGCAAGUUCAAGUUUGAUCUUGGCUCAAAGAUUGCAGACUUGAAAGUAGCCAGGCAGCUAGCUUCUGAGAUCACUUCCAGAGGGGCGUCUCUAUAUGACCUGCUGGGCAAGGAGGUGGAGCUGAGGGAACUGAGAACAGAAGCGAUCGCCAGACCUCUGGAAAUAAAUGAGACUGACAAAGUGAUGAGAGUAGCAAUAAAAGACAUCCUGGCCCAGGUGCAGAAGACCAAAGACCUGCUCAAUAAUGUGGCCUCUGAUGAAGCGAAUCUGGAAGCCAAAAUUGAAAAGAGAAAACUGGAGCUUGAAAGAAAUCGAAAACGGCUCCAAACUCUACAGAGUGUCAGGCCCGCCUUUAUGGAUGAAUACGAGAAGAUCGAGGAAGAGCUGCAAAAGCAAUAUGACACUUACCUGGAGAAAUUCCGCAACCUGACUUAUCUGGAGCAGCAGCUGGAGGAUCACCACAGGAUGGAGCAGGAGAGGUUUGAGGAAGCAGAGAAUACACUCCGGCUGAUGCAGAGCAAACUGAAGGAAGAAGAAAAGAGACUGCUCAAGAGUGGAAGUAAUGACAACUCAGAUAUUGAUCUCCAGGAAGAUGAUGAAUCCUACAGUGAACUGGAAGAGCAUCGGCUGACUCAGCCACGCAUGGCCAUCGAGGUGCUCAUGCAAGGGAGACCCAGCAAGCGCAUCGUGGGCACCAUGCAGGGUGGAGAUUCAGAUGAUGAGGAUGACUUAGAGGACAGUGAAAUUGGCAUGGAGGAUGAUGAGGAAGAUGACGAUGAGGACGAGAGCAUUGCCCUUUCACCCACAAAGCCUAUUUGCAGGAUCCGCAAACCCGAAGCCCUGGAUGAGAGUGACAAUGACUUCUGA